UUUCUCUCCUCUCUCUCUUUCUCUCUCUCCCUUCUUGCUUUCCCAAUCUCUCUUUUCCCAUUUAGAGGUAUGAGUUCACAACCGCCGGCCAAAGUCACCACCGAGUGGGUCGCCACCGCCGCCACUUCUAGAAGCCAAAUCAUUCAGCUCAAAUUUGCUAAAACUGAUUGAAUCAGUCAACAGUAGCAUCCAAAUCUGAACAUGGUUCAUGGCCAUUUUGCUCUACAAAUUCGUAUCAUCUCCACAUACUGUUAGUUUCUGAAACUUUCAGUUGCCCCUUUAGAGUUAUGCUAAAAAGAUUGAAACUCUCAGAUCUUGGGCUCCAAGAUUUACAUUCACUGUGCAAAAACUGUUACGCAUUUUGCUCUUCUGGGGUUAAGGCAAGUCAUUGUGAGGCAGUCCUUAAUAACCAUGAGCCUGAGUCUGAAACAGAGUGGGAGAGCUUACUCAAACCUUUUGAUCUUGAAAAGCUCCGAAAAUCGCUCAAUUGGAUUUCCCCGAAUCAACUUCGUAAAUUGCUGGAGCUCCCUCUGGAUGUGUCGACAUCAGUUAAGCUAUUCCAAUGGGCAGGUACCCAGAAGGGCUAUUGCCAUUCCUUUGAUGUGUAUUGUGCUUUAAUCGAUAAACUUGGGGCAGCCAGGGAAUUUAAGGUCAUAGAUAGUUUGCUAUUGCAGAUGAAAGAAGAACAAAUAGUUUUUAAAGAAUCCCUUUUCAUUUUGAUCAUGAAAUAUUAUGGUAGAGCUGGUUUGCCUGGGCAAGCAACUUGGUUGCUUUUAGAUAUGAGGAGUCUUUUUUCUUGUGUACCCACUUUUAGGUCAUAUAAUGUUGUCCUGGAUAUACUGGUAGCUGGAAAUUGUCCGAAAGUUGCCCCAAAUGUUUUUUAUGAAAUGUUGAAUAAGGGUAUUUCUCCUACUGUUUACACUUUUGCUGUGGUAAUGAAAGCACUCUGUUCCAUAAAUGAGGAGGACACUGCAUGUUCACUACUUAGGGACAUGACCAAACAUGGAUGUGUACCCAAUUCUGUGGUUUACCAGACUCUUAUACAUGCUCUUUCCAAAGUUAAUAGAGUAAAUGAAGCAUUGAAACUUUUGGAGGAAAUGUUUCUGAUGGGCUGCACACCAGAUGUGAAUACCUUCAAUGAUGUUAUCCACUGCCUUUGCAAGGUCAAUCGGAUACAUGAGGCUGCAAAAUUGGUUGACCGGAUGCUUCUCCGUGGCUUCACUCCCAACUCUAUAACUUAUGGUGUUUUGAUGCAUGGGUUGUGCAGAAUGAGGCAAGUUGAUGAAGCAAAGGCAUUGUUGAACAGAGUGCCGGAGCCAAAUGUUGUCUUAUUUAAUACCUUAAUUGAUGGAUAUGUUAAAAAUGGACAGCUUGAUGCAGCAAAAGAUAUUUUGAAUGAAAGCAUGUUGAGUAUUGGCUGUUACCCAGAUGUUUAUACAUACAACAUACUUGUCAAUGGACUGUGUAAAACAUGGUCUUUGGUUUCAGCACUUGAAUUGGUGAAAGAGAUGGAAUCUAAGGGCUGUGAGCCUAAUGUGAUCACUUACACGAUUUUGAUUGAUGGAUUCUGCAAGGCUGGCCAGCUGAAGGAAGCUCGUCAUAUUUUGGAUGAAAUGUCAAUUAAGGGGAUCAGUCUGAAUACAGUGGGCUACAAUUGCCUAAUAUGUGCACUAUGUAAGGAUGGGAGUGUCCAUGAGGCUCUACACAUGUUCAGUGAUAUGUUGAGUGAAGGAUGUAAACCUGACAUAUUCACGUAUAAUUCAUUGAUAUAUGGGCUUUGCAAGGUCGAUCAGAUGGAAGAGGCCUUGGAAAGGUAUCAUGAUAUGUUACUGGAUGGUGUUAUUGCGAAUACCGUAACUUACAACACAUUGAUUCAUGCUUUUUUAAGGAAAGGUGCAACCCAAGAUGCACUUAAGCUUGUAAAUGAUAUGUUAUUUAGAGGCUGCCCCCUUGAUGAGAUAACUUCUAAUGGCAUAAUUACGGCAUUUUGCAAUGAAGGGGCUGUUGACAAAGCAUUAGGAUUCUUUGAGGAAAUGAUGAGGGAGGGGCUUGAUCCCCAUAUUAAAUCCUGUAAUAUUUUGAUAAAUCGCCUUUGUAGGACUGGGAAAGUACAGAAUGCGCUUGAUUUUUUAAGGGAUAUGAUUCAUCGAGGAUUGACACCAGAUAUAGUUACCUAUAACAGCCUAAUUAAUGGUCUAUGCAAAAUGGGUCAUGUUCGAGAAGCUCUUGACCUCUUUGACAAGUUACAAGAUGAAGGAAUUUCUCCUGAUGCUAUAACUUACAACACUUUGAUCAGUUCGCAGUGUAAACAGGGCAUGUUAGAUGAUGCCUGUGUACUUCUAAGCAGAGGUGUGGGAAAUGGUUUCAUACCUAAUGAUGUUACGUGGUAUAUAUUGGUCAGAAAUUUUGUUAAAGAGGGUGAUGAGGAGUGUUUCUGA
Molecule: messenger RNA, 2438 nt
Organism: Camellia sinensis
Lineage: Eukaryota; Viridiplantae; Streptophyta; Magnoliopsida; Ericales; Theaceae
Source: RefSeq, a predicted model, not a curated record